Molecule: messenger RNA, 2307 nt
Organism: Sus scrofa (pig)
Lineage: Eukaryota; Metazoa; Chordata; Mammalia; Artiodactyla; Suidae
Gene: SOX15
Product: SRY-box transcription factor 15
Biological process (GO): negative regulation of transcription by RNA polymerase II; brain development; neuron differentiation
Cellular component (GO): nucleus
Molecular function (GO): RNA polymerase II cis-regulatory region sequence-specific DNA binding; DNA-binding transcription activator activity, RNA polymerase II-specific
Source: RefSeq, a predicted model, not a curated record
CUUCAGAUCCCCAGGCCCAGGUACCCUCCUGGGUCUAGAGGAGAGUGGCUUGCUGCCUCUCCCCUCCCUCAGGUGUGCUGGUAGAGGGAGCUGGGCCACUCCUAUACCCUGAGUCACGACGGCGGGCCAGGUAGAGCUGGAGCUCUUCCUGCCAGGAGCUGAGAGCCAAGGCAGGCUGCUUAAUCGGAUUACCUGAGGCCUGGGGCUUGGGCUGGGCCUUGGGCAGAGUGGGGAGCAGGGUUCCCUCGCCCACAGCCCUGAGACCUGGGUGUCCAGCCCUCAUUCCUCCUGCUUCUCUGCUCUGGAUCCAGGCUUUUUUCUCCAGCAUCCACGUCACUGACCUCUCAGCCUCAGGAGUCGUCCCUGCCUCCCUAAUUCUGAGGUUUGGAGAUAAAAUGUGCAGUGGAAAAACCUGGGUUUGGGGGCUGUGGCUGGGAGGGUUUAAAUUUUCUCACCUGGAAAGGGCUGCAAUUGCCAACCCAAGCACCUGCUGGGAUGACUCAGGAAACAGAAAUGGCCUGCCUACCUCCUGACCGCCUGGCUAUUUUGCCCCGGGGCACAGGUCAGGGGUUUGAGAAGCAGUAGGCCUCUGAGAAGGGGUGGGAGUGGGGGUGGGGUGUUUCACCUUCCUCCCAGCACAACUCUGACCCUGAGGGCUUUUGAUCCCCUGGAGCUUGAUCCCUUUGUGCAAAGGCAUUGACUUUAAUUUGCCAGUGCUUAAGAAGGGAGGGGAAGCUGUUCGAGCUCCCGGGGCUGGAAGGUCUGACUUCUGGGUCUUGGGUGGGGAGGGGGCGGGGUGCCCUAAGGGGGAGCGUUGGGGGCUGGGAGGAACGGGACACCUGGGUUCGCCUAAGGGAGGGGGAUGUUGGCGCCCUCGAGGAGGCGCGGCCCACUGGGAGGGAGUGGGGAGGAGUCAGUCGUUAAAAGCUGUUCCCGGCUCUGGCCCACCCGCCAGCCACAGAAGCUGCGGCCAGGUGAGCGAGGCCUUAGGUACCCGGGCUGCGCCGCCUGGCAGCUGCGGGACUCCAGAGACGAGAGCGUGAGCGCUUGCCGCCUCCACCGAGCCCCGGGCCGGUGGCCAGCAGCGGGUACGGGGAGCGGGACAGGUCGGGGACCUCGCGGCAAGCAGGAGAGGAGAGCAUAACCUGGCCCGGACAGGGUACCAAGAGCGGAUUUCGCGCCCGACUCCCCAAACGUGCCGGAUUGGUUGGGAGCAGGAGCGCCAUUACAAGGACUCUGAACUUGGGGACGACAUAUACUUUUAAGGACACGAGUUUCUCUGUAACGACUCCGGGCUAGGAAGGCACUUCGGGUUUGGGGAUCAACGAUUCACUUUGGAGGCGAGGGCGUGUAGGACGCCCUCUUAAGGCUUCCCUCCACCCUCCCAUGGCGCUACCCGGCUCCUCUCAGGAUCAGGCCUGGAGCCUGGAGCCUCCCACUCCCGCGGCCCCGACCUCCGCAUCCUCGGGCUCCCAGGAGCGGGAGGGCGCCGGGAGCCCAGUGGUCUCCGGGGGGCUUCCCUUGGAGAAGGUGAAGCGGCCCAUGAACGCGUUCAUGGUGUGGAGCUCCGCCCAGCGCCGCCAGAUGGCGCAGCAGAACCCGAAGAUGCACAACUCCGAGAUCUCCAAGCGCCUGGGCGCGCAGUGGAAGCUGCUGGGCGAGGACGAGAAGCGGCCCUUCGUGGAGGAGGCUAAGCGGCUCCGGGCCCGGCACCUGCGCGACUACCCCGACUACAAGUACCGGCCCCGGCGCAAGACCAAGACCUCGGGGGCCGGGUCAGCCCACUUCGGCCAGGGAAGCAGCGGUGUGGCUGGCGGCGGGCCGGUCUGGGGGCCCGGGUACGCGACUAACCAGGGGAGCAGAGGCUUUGGGUACCAGCCCCCCAACUACUCGACAGCCUACCUGCCUGGCGGUUACGGCUCUUCCCACUGUAAACCGGAGGCCCCUUCGCCGUGCUCCCUCCCUCAGAGUAACCCCAGGCUCCAGGGUGAGCUGCUUCCCCCCUACAGCCCUUACCCACCCCCAGGCUCUCCCACUUUGUAUAACCCUCCCCUCUCAGGGGCCCCUAUGCCUCUAACCCACCUCUAACCCUCAUGGACAGAAAUGAACCUCCCAGAAAGGUUUCCACCCUCUUCACCCAGAACCACCUCCCCCCAUUCCCAGGUUGCAACCUCUUUGUAACUGGUGGGCCACAGUUCAGAGGAAAUGGGCAGUCCCCCCCAAGCCCCUGAAAGCCAGGGGGACCAACACUUCUAUUUUUUUGUAGGCUGAACACAGUUUUAUACGAUUAAACCAUGUCUCUGGGUC